Messenger RNA from Hibiscus syriacus, 2211 nucleotides. Its product is annotated as PHD finger protein EHD3-like. The transcript is spliced from 7 exons. Bases 108 to 1886 code for a protein of 592 amino acids. NCBI's taxonomy places the organism in Eukaryota, Viridiplantae, Streptophyta, Magnoliopsida, Malvales, Malvaceae. The record is from RefSeq and is a predicted model, not a curated record.
UCCGAGAAAAGUAAUAGUAAAACCUUCUUUCAAUUCGUUUAGGGUUUCAAAUUUUCAUCUCAGAUGACGCUGGUUUGUUACACCGAAACCCUAACUCUGGGGGUGAAAUGCUUUGCAAACUAGGGUUUUGUGGAAUGGUAGAAAUGGGUCUCGAGGAAGGGACAAGCAAUGGUGAAGGAACAGAGAGAGGGGAGAAAAUUAAGUCCUCCAAAAGUAAACCAGUGGAUAAUGGGUUUGGAUAUGAAUGUAUGAUUGAUUCUGGUGAUGGAAGUUCAGGAGCAAGUGAGAGUUUCCGAACAUAUAAGAGACGCAGGCAGUUAAGUUCGAGUUCAAAGGUCAAAGUGCAAGAUGGUGGGAAAGCAUCGGCAAACCAGGUCAGUAUUCCUGGGACUGAUCAUUGUGGUUCUUUAAAUGACAAAAAUUAUUGUCCACAAAGGAAGUGGAGAAAUGUUAAUGUUGUAUUGGAGCACAUGCAUCAGUUAUUAAGUGGUGAUGAAGGUGGUAUACAGCGUUGCAUUCAAGAUGCACUUUUAUUUCUCCGAGAAAAUGGUUGUAAUGUGACAUUUAAGGAUUCUGAGGAGCUGGAGGCUGUCAUAUCUAAUGGGUCCUUUAAGGAGUCAAAAUCUCAAACCACCACUGAGAUGUGCCAGCGUGUUUUCUCUGAAGUUAUAAUUUCUGAAAAAUUCACAUCUUUGUGUAAGCUUCUAUUUGACAAUUUCCAAGGGAUCAAGCUUGAUAACCUUUUUCACUUAAGUCUCAUGAACUCAAAGAUGAAAGAUGGAGCUUAUGAGCAAUUACCUAUGCUUUUCUCCUCAGACAUUCAGCAGAUAUGGAGAAAACUUCAAGAAAUAGGAACUGAAAUUGCAUCCCUCGCAAAGAGCCUCUCAAACAUAUCAAGCACAUCUUAUCGUGAAAAAAUUGGCUGUUCUGGUGUUGCUGUUGAAGAGGAGAAACAUGAGUUCCGUACUCGGGAGCUGGAAUCUCAUGUUAAACUGCCGCAAACUGAAGCUUGUGGUGUGUAUAAAGUUUGCACUUGCAGGCAUUGUGGGGAGAAAGCAGAUGAGAAGGAUUGUUUAGUUUGUGAUUCAUGUGAGGUAAUGUACCAUGUUGCCUGUAUUAACCCUGCUGUGAUGGAGAUUCCUCCAAGAAGUUGGUAUUGUGCAAUCUGUACUGCGAAGGGAAUAGGAUCUCUGCAUGAGAACUGUGUGGUAUGUGCGAGACUGAAUGUCCCAGGGAAUCUCUACGAAGAUGUUGCUGAUGAAAACCAUAAUGGAAACUGUGAAAUGUUUACUGACCUGGGAGAAAAUUCAAACUGUAGCAUCGACCAGGGGACUCAAUCUCAACAACAGAGCAAAAACCAACAUGAUUGUAAAAUUUGCGGAAGUGUUGUUCAACAAGGUGAGGAGUUAAGGAGUUGUGAGCAUCCCUUCUGCCCCCAUAAAUAUUAUCAUGUGAGGUGCCUGACAAUGAAACAGUUAAAAUCAUAUUGUUCCCUUUGGUACUGCCCUUCAUGUCUCUGUAGAACUUGCCUCGUCGACAAAGAUGAUGAUAAGAUUGUUUUAUGUGACGGCUGUGAUGCUGCAUACCACAUUUAUUGCAUGAAACCACCGCGAACCUCAAUCCCUAGCGGGAAAUGGUUUUGCAGAGAAUGUGAUGCUGGGAUCCAACUCAUACACAGAGCUAAAAGGGCGUACCAGAAUCGGGAAAAUAAGCUAAAAAGGAAAGGCAUAGGAGGCAAACUGGCAUAUGAUAAUCUGGAAACGAGUCAAAAUCUGGAAAACAAAGAGGAGACGAAUAAAAGUAGAGGCGGAGUGGACAUGCUUCUGACUGCUGCCGGUACUCUACAUUUGGAGGAGAAGUUGAAUGCUAUUCAGAUGAAGACAUAGAAAGAGCCUUGCACUUGGAGGACAUAACAAAAUUUAGAGUUGUUGGUUACGGGCAACUCCGAACGACAACUUAUUCUUCAUUUUUUCCGGCUGGGGAACGGAUGUUCUGAUAUGUUGUAAAACUUCAUCACAUUUUGCUGGCACCACUAACAGGUGAUUGAUGAAGUAAAAUGAUAGACUUGUAAUAUGAGAAGAAUUACACAGUUUAGAGAGGAGAGUUAUGUGAAGCAAUGGUUUCUCAGCAAAUGUUUGUAUAAUUGUGUAGAAAACUGUGACCAAACAACCUGUUUUUAUUGAUGAAAAGUUCAGUUUUUUCCUUUUUUCA